UCAAUGUGUGGAGCACCAGAUCUGAUUGUCCCCAUUUGGUUUAUUCUGCAUGUGACACUCACUGGCAUAGGAUUCCCCUUCCUCAUUCACUAUUUAAUUUGCUUAAUUUCUCACCAAAGUGCUCUCAUCUACCAUUCACUCUAAUAACAAAUUGGAAUGACCACUAGUCUAAUGAGGCUUUCACUUACUCUGCUACUAAUUAUGUUGGUAACUUCAGAAAUUUCAGAUGGGGAGUUUCAAGAAUGGUGCAUUGCUGAUGAGCAAUCACUAGAUGAGGAUUUACAGGCAGCUCUAGAUUGGGCAUGUGGAAAAGGAGGUUCAGAUUGCAGCAAGAUUCAAUUCAACCAAUCUUGCUAUAUCCCUAACACUUUAAUAGACCAUGCUUCUUAUGCCUUCAAUAACUACUUUCAGAAGUUUAAGCAUAAUGGAGGUAGUUGUUACUUCAAAGGAGCUGCUAUCACCACAGAAGUAGACCCAAGCAGCAGAGGUUGCCAAUUCGAAUAUCUUCCAUGAUUUGCCUUCUCCUCAAGGCUCAAACUAAUAAACAAUUAGUUUCGAUAUGGGAGAGAUAACAAUAACAUGAAUGAAUGCACAACAGGCAAAAACAUCUUGACUGUAACGUAACUUCAUUUUACAAAAGAACAUUGACUAUUUUAUUACAUGUAGAAGGGAGCCUGCAUGCACUUCUCUAUGUUUGUUAUUGAUAUUACAACAGACCACCGCCAAAAAAUAACAUGUCGGUUGCAAGUUUGAGUUUUAGUCAUUCGUGGGUAUAUUAGCUACAUCAUUUCUUAAUAAAACCGG
Messenger RNA from Impatiens glandulifera, 804 nucleotides. RefSeq names its product glucan endo-1,3-beta-glucosidase 1-like. The coding region runs from base 157 to 513 and encodes 118 amino acids. NCBI's taxonomy places the organism in Eukaryota, Viridiplantae, Streptophyta, Magnoliopsida, Ericales, Balsaminaceae. The record is from RefSeq and is a predicted model, not a curated record. The transcript has 3 exons.